AAAAGCCCCUCAUAUAUCAUGAAUUAUAAGCUAGUACUAAUCCAAAGUGCAAACCAAUUUUUGUUUUCUUGUUGAAUAUUUCAUCAUGAGAACUCAUAUUUUCCCUCUCCUCACAAUAUUCCUUCUCUCCCUUUCAUCUUCUUCCUCCUCCUCCUCAAAUCUCAUCAAAGACACCUGCAAAAAGUGUUCCGACACCGACCCAAAUAUCAGGUACAACUUCUGUACAAGCUCCUUCAAUUCCUCCCCCGACAGCAACCAAACCACCGAUCUCCGGCAACUGGGUCUGGUCUCGAUAAGAUUGACAAAAAACAACGUUACUUCUACUCGGCAUUUCAUCAAACACCUUCUCCACGAUGGUAAAAACAAGAAGAUGAAUAAUAAUAAUAAUAAUACUAUCACCAACACUACUACUAAAUUGGAUCCUUAUGUGAAGGCUUGUUUGAACGAUUGUAUGGAGCUUUACAGUGAUGCGGUGUCGACGAUCAAAUUGGCUGUGAAAGAUUACAAGGCGAAGAGAUACGACGACGCCAAUAUUGGGUUGAGUUCAGUGAUCGAUGCUUCGACGACGUGUGAAGAUGGGUUUAAGGAAAAUGAUAAUUCAAAGAACAAAAGCAAAAACCACGUCGUUUCGCCUUUGACUAAGAGAAACGACAAUGCGUUUCAGCUUACUGCAAUUUCUCUUUCCAUUAUAAAUAUGCUUCGAAAUUAAUCAUAUUUUAAAAACAAUUUAUUUGUGUAUUUAAUUUAUUAUAUUGUUUUAUCAUUUUUAGUAUGUCUCUGUCUACAUAAAAAAUUAUAUAUUAAAAGGAAUUUAAAUUAUAAUUCAUGUAGAUUUUACCA
Molecule: messenger RNA, 840 nt
Organism: Cannabis sativa
Lineage: Eukaryota; Viridiplantae; Streptophyta; Magnoliopsida; Rosales; Cannabaceae
Product: putative invertase inhibitor
Exons: 1
Coding region: 86-709 (207 amino acids)
Molecular function (GO): enzyme inhibitor activity
Source: RefSeq, a predicted model, not a curated record